AUGGCAUCGUUACUCAACUACUUCGGUUUCGGAGCCACAAAGCCCCAGGCGGCUGCCGAACCGGAUCAAGGGCCCGUCAAGACCGCUGUCAAGGCCCUCCCCGCAAAUUGGUAUACAUCACAGCCGUUAUACGACUUGGAAAGAAGAGCUAUCUUCUCCAGAAAAUGGCUUAUGAUCACACACCAAGUCCGCAUCAAGCAAGUCGGAGAAUACCUCCGUUACGAAGCUGCCAAUUUUGUAUUUAUCCUCUAUCGCGAUGCUUCAGGCAAUGUGAAAGGCAUCCACAACACCAGUGGCUUGUCUGGACAGCCUAUCGUCCAAGAGCAGAAAGGCACACUUGAUCUUAGUGCCGCAGAAAGCUUUACCUUCCCAAUCCACAUCCGCGUCGAUCAGAAAGGUUUCAUCUGGGUGAACCUCGACGGUGCAGAAACCCCUGAAAUACCAUGGGAAGAAGACUUUGAUGGCGUCGAUACACAGCCUCGCUUCGAAGGCUUCAACUUUAACGACGAGUACGAGUUUGAUCACGAGUGGGAGAUGACAGGAGACUACAACUGGAAGAUUUUGGCCGACAACUACAACGAGUGCUACCACUGCGCCUCGACACACCCAGAUCUGAAGGAGAUGGCUGACCUUGAGACCUACUCCGUCACAACUCAAGAUGGUUACAUUCUUCACAAUGUUCGUGGCCGCCCUGGCAGCGAGGGUGAGCAGCGGUACAAGGUCCACCCAACUUAUUAUUACCCCAGCACUUCGAUGAAUGUCUCCCCACAUUUCUUCUUCAUGCAGCGAUUUGUUCCUCACGGACCUGUGAAGUCCACUAUGCGAUAUGAGGUUUAUCGCCACAAAGAUGCGCCAGAGUCCGAGUUCCAGUUCAUCGCUCAGAUGUACCGACGAGUGAUGUCCGAAGACAAGGCUCUUUGCGAAGCAUCUCAGCAGAACCUCAACCGAGGUGUCUUCACCAACGGUGAGAUGCAUCCUAGAUUGGAGCAAGGACCACUCUUCUUCCAGGCAAAAUGCAGAGAUCUCGUCAAGGAGCACAGGCAGCGCGAGAUGAUGGUCAAGAGAGAGAUCUGGCCUACACAACUCUCCUGGACACCGAGAAGAACGGUCGUCCAGUCCGCCAAGUUGGAGAUCCCUUCUGUCCCAGCUUAUUAUUAUUCCAAUUCUAGCGGUAUCGAGCAGGGUUCAGCGAUUGCAAGCGUUGCAGCAUAG
Molecule: messenger RNA, 1212 nt
Organism: Cyphellophora europaea CBS 101466
Lineage: Eukaryota; Fungi; Ascomycota; Eurotiomycetes; Chaetothyriales; Cyphellophoraceae
Exons: 2
Coding region: 1-1212 (403 amino acids)
Molecular function (GO): iron ion binding; 2 iron, 2 sulfur cluster binding
Source: RefSeq, a predicted model, not a curated record